Molecule: messenger RNA, 1237 nt
Organism: Manis javanica (Malayan pangolin)
Lineage: Eukaryota; Metazoa; Chordata; Mammalia; Pholidota; Manidae
Gene: PIGBOS1
Product: PIGB opposite strand 1
Source: RefSeq, a predicted model, not a curated record
UCUAGUUAACCUUAGAGUUGAGGAGAAAACGGGCUUUUCUUUCCCGGAUUGGUUUAGAUUACAUUUUAGCGAUGCUAAGAACUAGUGUCUCUAGGAUCAGUUCUGCCACUAAUGCUGUUUGUGACCUCGGGGACUGGUAUCGGAGGCGGUAAAAUAUUAUAAUAACGAAAACAUGUAAAUCCUUCACUCUGCUUGCUCAUUCAUAAACAACUGACUGCCUACUUCCUACAGAGACUAAGGUGUUGGCACGGACUGUAACUUACCGAAAAGAAGAGUUGUAACUCCUUUUCUGUUGAAAGUAAAACCAGCCAAAUUUCUGUUAUAUUUUUGUCAAAAAUGGGUGGUAGAUGAUAUAUUCGAUAGCUGCUUGUACCUACCAAAGUAUCAAAGGGAAAUCAAAGUCAUUUAGCCUGUUUAAAAAAACAAUGUUUUUUUAAAAAACUGUUUUUAAUCAUACAUAUUGCUAAAAAUAAAAAAUAAAACCAAACAUGAAAUAGUCAAGAAGAGCUAAUAAUGAAAAGUAAAUCUCUUUUGCCUACUUCCAGAUCAGAUUGGCAAUCAUGUUCAGCUUCUUGGGGAACUGUUUCUUUUAGUAGCUCUGAAGAAAUGCCCCUCCCCCCCCUUACUGUUUUUUUAAAUUAUGCAUUUAAAAUCGUUGAGAACAUUCUAUAAUAGGAUUUAGCUUUGUAUUACACCAUCCCUUAACCCUUUUUCACCAUACUCAUUAUAUAUUUGUAUCUUAUUUUAGUUAAUAAGCGAUAUUUACACAUUAUGAUAAAAAAAUACCGUUCACUCAGGAACAAAGUGACAUGAAAUCUUUUUAAAGAAUACUGCCCUAAGUUACUGCUUUGCUUCCCAUUUUCUCUGUACACAGAUCUGAAGAGGUUUCCCGGAUGUGGAGCAUAGUUUUUUCAAAACCACAUUUGUACAGUGCAGCACUUGUUGAAAAAUGUUUGGAAGAUUGACUCUUCCGCAGCUGCUUUUUGCUAGCAUUCUUGGAAUUGCUGGAGGAAUAUACAUUUAUCAACCAAUAUUUGAACAGUUUUCCAAAGAUCAGAAGGAAUUAAAAGAAAAGUUGAAAUUGGCACAAGAAUCAGAAGAGAAGAAAAGUUAAUACUAUGUAGAGUUGAACUGUAAUUGCUUAAAGUUCCACUGAAAUUGUACACUAACUACAAAUAAUCUAGUAAAAACUUUUCAAAUGUAUUUUAUAUGUAAAUAAAUCAUUUUAAAACUAGCA